Molecule: messenger RNA, 3975 nt
Organism: Gasterosteus aculeatus aculeatus (three-spined stickleback)
Lineage: Eukaryota; Metazoa; Chordata; Actinopteri; Perciformes; Gasterosteidae
Gene: kif5aa
Product: kinesin family member 5A, a
Biological process (GO): microtubule-based movement
Molecular function (GO): microtubule motor activity; ATP binding; microtubule binding
Source: RefSeq, a predicted model, not a curated record
GCACGUCCACCGCCGCAGAGCAGAACCGAGAGGGAGAAGAGAAAAGAGCAACAUCACAGUCGGUGGUUUUAAUGAUGUAGUCAGUCGGUAUUUGCUUUGACAUCUAAUUUAGUCCGCCCGAACCUCUCUGCGACAAGGAAAGACCGUCCAGCUGCGCACGAGCCAAGUCGCAUCCUCUCGAAGCCGUCCAGCGUCCACGCGGUCCAUCCGACGGAGAAGGACAAAGUCACCGCGCACGGCUCGUCGUUUAUUUUUGACGGCGCCAUCGGCCCGAUCAGCGUCCAUCUCCAGCAGCAUCUCUGCGCUCAGCAGAAAACAGCAUCCUUCCUCCGCCGCCGCCUCCUCCUCCUCCUCCUCCUCGAAUCUGCGCCAUGGCCGACGUCCCUGCGGAGUGUAACAUAAAAGUGCUUUGUCGCUUUCGUCCUCUCAACCAGUCGGAGAUUGUUCGUGGGGACCAUUUCAUCCCCAAAUUCCAAGGAGACGACACGGUCCUCGUCGGGGGGAAGUCCUACGCCUUCGAUCGAGUGUUUCCGACCAACACCACCCAGGAGCAGGUCUACAACACCUGCGCCAAACAGAUUGUCAAGGAUGUUCUGGGUGGAUACAAUGGCACUAUCUUCGCAUAUGGACAAACCGCCUCCGGGAAGACUCACACCAUGGAGGGCAAGCUGCAUGACCCUCACCAGAUGGGGAUCAUUCCUCGCAUCGCUGAGGACAUUUUCAACCACAUCUUUGCCAUGGAUGAAAACCUUGAAUUCCACAUCAAGGUUUCCUACUUUGAAAUCUACAUGGACAAAAUCCGUGACCUUCUGGAUGUGACAAAGACCAACCUCUCUGUGCAUGAGGAUAAGAAUCGGGUGCCGUUUGUCAAGGGAUGCACUGAGCGUUUCGUCUCCAGCCCUGACGAGGUGAUGGAUGUGAUCGACGAGGGGAAAGCUGCUCGCCACGUUGCUGUGACCAACAUGAACGAGCACAGUUCUCGCAGCCACAGCAUCUUCCUGAUCAACAUCAAGCAGGAGCACGUGGAGACGGAGCAAAAACUGUGUGGAAAACUGUACCUGGUGGACCUGGCUGGCAGCGAGAAGGUCAGUAAGACUGGAGCUGCAGGAGCCGUCCUGGAUGAGGCUAAAAACAUCAACAAGUCUCUCUCUGCUCUGGGAAAUGUCAUCUCUGCGUUAGCUGAGGGCACGAAAAGUCACGUGCCGUACCGUGACAGUAAGAUGACCCGCAUCCUGCAGGACUCCCUCGGAGGGAACUGUCGCACCACCAUGUUUAUUUGCUGUUCUCCCUCCAGCUACAACGACGCAGAGACCAAGUCCACUUUGAUGUUUGGACAACGUGCCAAGACCAUCAGGAACACCGCCUCCAUCAACCUGGAGCUGACGGCGGAGCAGUGGAAGAAGAAGUUUGAGAAGGAGAAGGAGAAGAACAAAACUCUGAAGGAUACUAUCCAAAAGCUGGAGAUUGAGCUCAACCGCUGGAGAAACGGAGAGAACGUGCCUGAGACCGAGCAGACCAGCCAAGAAAUAGUGACCCCUUUCGAGACAGUCGAGGAGCGUCCUAUUUUGGACAACGACACCUCCUCCAUUGUUGUCCGCAUUUCCGAGGAGGAGCGGCAGAAGUACGAGGAGGAGAUCCGCAAGCUGUACAAGCAGCUGGAUGACAAGGAUGAUGAGAUCAACCUGCAGUGCCAGUUGGUGGAGAAACUGAAGCAGCAGAUGAUGGACCAGGAUGAGCUUCUGGCAUCAUCUAAGGGCGAUGGGGACAAGGUGCAGGCCGAACUCGGCAGGCUUCAGGUGGAAAGUGACUGCGCCAAGGCUGAGGUGAAAGAGGUGCUGCAAGCGCUGGAGGAGCUGGCCAUCAACUAUGACCACAAGAGCCAGGAGGUGGAGGAGAAAGGCCUCCAGAACCAGCUGCUGGCCGACCAACUGUCCCAAAAGAUGGCCAGUCUGAUGGAGCUGGAGGCAGAGCUGUCCCGUAUGCAGGAAGUCAGCGGGCAGCAGAGGAAACGCAUCGCUGACGUCCUCAAUGGUCUGAUGAGGGACCUCAGCGAAUUCAGCACCAUCGUGGGCAACGGGGAGAUCAAGCUGCCGGUGGAGAUCAGCGGUGCGAUCGAGGAGGAGUUCACGGUGGCUCGCCUCUACAUCAGCAAGAUCAAGUCGGAGGUGAAGAGCAUGGUGAAGCGCUGCCGCCAGCUGGAGAACAUGCAGCUGGAGUGCCACCGCAAGAUGGAGGAGACCGGGAGGGAGCUCUCCUCCUGCCAGCUCCUCAUCUCUCAGCAUGAAGCUAAGAUCCGCUCUCUGACGGAGUACAUGCAGAGCGUGGAGCAGAAGAAGAGGCUGCUGGAAGAGAGCCACGACUCCCUGAGCGAAGAGCUGGCCAAGCUGCAAGACCAGGAUAACUCCCUGCUUGAGGAGAGGGAUGGAGAAAAGGGUGAGAUCGAGGAGGGAAAUGUGAAGAAGGUUGCACGCCAGCAGGGGGAGUCUCACCGUGGCCUCCAUCACCAGCAGCUGGCCCGCCUCCGGGAUGAGAUCAAUGAGAAGCAGCGGAUCAUUGAUGAGCUCACUGAUCGUAACUCCAAGCUGGAGCUGGAGCUCGCUCAGGUUCGUGCUGACUUUGAGCGCCUGAAGAGUCAGGACACCACCAAGACGGAGCGCCUGGAGGAGCUCUCAUUCCUGCACGAGCGCCAUGAGCAGACUAAACAGGACUUGAAGGGUCUGGAGGAGACUGUCGCCCGCGAACUCCAGACCCUCCACAACCUGCGCAAGCUGUUCGUUCAAGACCUCACGUCGCGGGUUAAAAAAAGUUCCGAAAUGGAGCCUGAUGAUAGCGGGGGGUCUUGCACCCAGAAGCAGAAGAUUUCCUUUCUUGAGAAUAACCUGGACCAACUUACAAAGGUUCACAAACAGCUGGUACGUGACAAUGCAGAUCUGCGCUGUGAGCUUCCAAAGUUGGAGAAACGUCUUCGGUCUACUGCUGAGAGAGUUAAGGCCCUGGAGACUGCACUGAGGGACGCCAAAGAGGGCGCAAUGAUGGACCGCCGCCGCUACCAGCAGGAGGUCGACCGCAUCAAGGAUGCCAUGAGGGCAAAGAGCGCCCUGAGGCGCCCGCACGCAGCACAGAUCGCCAAGCCAGUGAGACCGAAGCAGGUGCCCGUCUGCUCCCCCACCAACCCGUUCUACACUUACAUCCGUGCCACCGAACAGGCCAACACCUACAGCAACGCCUGCUUCCAGGGCAACGGGACACAGCCGAGCGCCCCGAGCGUCCACUGCAACCCCAACUCUGUGCAGAGCAACGCAGUGUCCACAGCGCUGGGCUACAGAGCAGGCAGAUACACUGGAGACAUACUGGAGUCCUUCCCACUCAACAUUGAAAACGGUAACAACACAAGUGAAACGAGAGACAUCAAUGACAACAGAAGUGAUGUUCACUGUGGCAGCGAGGUGGAUGAUUCAAACAGGCAUUACAUCAUUCAGCAGGAGACCGCUGCGAGUUAAUGCCAUGAAGAUGACCAAAAACUGUUCCCGUCCAAGGAUCCUCCCGUGUGCAUGCAGCCUGUCUCCCCAUCCCUCCACUGCAUCAAUGAUGAAGAUGAUGACAACGAAGACCUGUAGCCCCUGUAGUCUUCAAACGUAACGGACUUAACCUCCUGCUCCAACGGUCACCACCUUCAGGUUUGAGGUCCAGUCUCCUUCCAGUUCAGCCAGCACAGGAAGUAAAUUAAAUCACAUUUGUUUUCCUCUUAUAAAAACAGGAAUUUCAACUCCACCAAUCUCACCGUCAAUCAAUUUGUCACAAGAUAUCGCUGACACCGAAUACCUCCUGAUGUGGUUGAACUGAAACAGGGCUAACUCCAUCCCUGACGAUUUAGGAUGUUGUAAAUAAUAGAGCUGUAUACUCCAGUAGAGGUUUCUGACCAGCAACUGUUUGUGUGAAUGCACAGCCUCCCUCGUCCCCUGCACACACCUUCUU